AUGGAAAUAAGACGAAACACAAAAACUCUUCUAGUGCGACUGGUUACGCUGACCGUUUAUCUCACAUCGGGUGCAGCCAUAUUCUCGGUGAUCGAACAUGACGGUUCUUCAAGCGACCGACAUUUCAGCGAGAAAAUAGACCAGAUAAGAGAGAACAUGACACUGAGAUUUAACGAGACACUGGACGUUAUUAACCAGUACAUCGAGGAGCUGCGACUGCUUUUUGAAGAAGCUCACAGGUGCAAGUAUAGUCACAAUGACUGGAGUUAUUAUCAGUCGCUGUAUUUCGUUGGCAGUGUGACCACCACCAUUGGUAAGAUAGCUUUAGCCCUUAAGCCAUGUUAAGCCCCGAUCUCGACAUGCAAAAUCUCCAGACUGGUUUCCAUACAUUUCCCUAAAGAAUUAGUCAAGAGAACACCAAAAGAAGAUCGAAGCAUGCAUUUCCCUUCAGUGAUCAUUAUAUUUAAUCUCAUAACCUUUCUCUUGAUGAUGUAUUGACGUUGUAAGGGGAAAAUUGAUGUAAGUCACUCUCACGAUUUGAGAGUCAAAGAUUUUGAGGUAACUUCCAAUUACACAAAUUAAGGGAGCUCUCUACGCCAUACAUCCUUGGAACCAGGGGUCAAUACAAUAGAACCAUUACGUGCGAUUACGUGCGUAAUUGACAAGUGUAGCUAUUAUUAUUUAUUAUCUGAAAACAACAGCUAUAAAAGAGUAAAUUGCACGUUUAAAAGUUGUAUUGAAUUUAUCCUAGCUCUAAUUGCUAUACCUAACGAAGAGUUAAGCUAUCACAGAAUUGAGCAUAACUGGGUAGGCUGAAAUUCAGAGGACUAAAUUACAGCCCCUGACAUCAGUCACAGCGAGGAGCUUUGAGUGGACCUUCAAAUUCACUGCAGGAGGCCAGAUGGAAAGAAAAAAGUUCACUGAUUCGCUCCAUGCAAGGGAAUACGGAUUCUGGAAUCCGGAAAAUUUUUCUUGUGGUUUCCGGAAUCCUGGGCUUUGGAAUACGGGGUACAGCUCAAGGAAUCCGGAAUGCUACUGACGAUUGGAAUCCAGAAUCCACGUUAUACUAACCAAUACUAAAAUCCAGUACCUGGAAUCCGGAAUACAGCUCAAGGAAUCCGGAAUCCAGUACCUUGAAUCCGGAAUCUAUGGCGUGGAAUUCAGAAUCCAAGGCUGUCAUGGAUUCUCUUACAUGGGACGACCUGAUAGUUUAUUUGUAUAAUCGUAUCAUCCACUGGACCUAACACCCCCAUGCAAUGACUGCCUCGCGACAAAUGCUAAGUUUUUAAUAAACUCUUUACCUGUUUCUUUACAGGCUAUGGACAUCUUGCCCCUAAAACACAGGGUGGCCGCUUGUUUUUAAUAUUCUUCGCCCUGUUUGGUAUUCCUCUGAAUUUAUUAACUCUUCAGUCACUUGGUGAACACAUCAACUUCGGAAUCCAUUUAUUGAUCAAAUACUUUGAGAAAGCCGCUCUACAGCGCGACGCACCGACACAUGAACACAUCAAAUGCUUCACUAUAGACGUGUUGCUUAUUGCUCUAUGGCUGCCAUUGGGAGGUAUCAUGUAUUACUACUCAGAGAGAGAAUUCGGCUGGACGUUUCUAGAUUGUGUCUAUUACUGCUUUGUUGCCUUGAGUACGAUCGGCUUCGGAGAUCUGGUGCCGAAUGAAGGCAAGGAGCCAGACUCGUCAUACGAACGAGGCAUGUGGAUCGUGCGCCUCAUGUACUUGGGCUUAGGCCUCUCGCUUCUUUCGAGUGUCUUCACUUCUGUCUGUAGUGCGGUGAAGGAAAUUCGAAGUCUGAUGCCGUGUAAACGAGGUAAGUAAAUAAGUUAUCCAAGCUACUGUUACUUUUGGUUCUGUAAAACAUGAAAGCUAGGCUAAAACUAAACUACAACUAGCAGCACUGACUAAUUGGCAAGGUGCUAAGAUUCUGCUGGAUCGUCAUAUUAUUUCAUGAGCAAUUGAGAUUCCACUUUGGUUGCCAAGUAUAAAAUAAUGCACCAUGUAAUCUGUAGUUAGAGAUCACAGAUGACGUCGAAAACGUUGUAACAAGAGAGACAAGUCCAACGAGCCGCAGGCGAGUUGGUCAGCGGAAACACCGUAGAAUGCUGAGCAGCAAAGCAAGACUAACAGAAAGAACACGUUUACCGCAAAAAUUACAUUUCCGCGUCAACCAAAUCGUUUUUCGUCUCGAACUCUUCUCCUGUUUCUUCUUAUUAUUAUUCUAAGCCUUGUCCUUUUUUCUUUCUUAUUUUUGGGGGCCUUGACUUACUUAUCCAUGAAGUACUCCGAUAGAAUAUCUACUAGCCAAUUCUACGAUUCCAAUAUUGUGACUAUAAUCCUUCCUAACUUGUCUUUCUCUUUAGAUAGAAGGUGUAGGCGUCCCACAUACAUUUGAAUCUGACCUGAAAUCCUUCUUCUCCAGGUGAUGGGCUCGUAAUAUUCCUCACUCUUAUUUAAUAAUUGCAUGCAGCUAGUAUUGAUUGAUAACUAAUUAUUAUCUUUCCUUACAAUUUGGUUGCACUAUACCUUAAUCGCGACUCAUUUACUGUCUACGUACACUUCUAAAACAAUCUUAAACAAAACUGUAUUUUCGGCAGGGGUUUUCAUAGACACUCGUGUCUUUGAAAUAAGGUACUACCUAAAUUUGUUACAAUUUUUCACAGCGGUAUGUCUAUUGGUGUUUGUGGUAUCUGUCAUACUGAAAUAGUUAUCUUUUUAUGAACCAUAACAGCGCUAAAAUAUAAAACGGCGGCCGAGAUGACCCUGAUAAAAUUAAUAAGGGCGGCUGAUCUACAGUCGCACGUGAUAAAUCGAAAAUUUCUGCCUUUGUGCCACAGGAACACCAGAUUAGGAUGCGUUCUGACGAACGCGACUGCGCAAUAUCUUUCUCCAUCCAAGUGUAUAAACCUUACUUGACUCGCACUAUUACUACUAAUUGCUACUGUCACAGUUAAAAGAGCAAAUAUGCAGAUGGCUGGACUGCCCUUUUAAGGGUGUGGCAUCCUAUGACACGAGACUAUCAACACCCUUUGAAACCACUCGCCUAUAGACAGUAAAGAGAUUUAACCCUUUUACCCUCAGAGUGCAUUGUGAAGUAUUAUAAAGUGGUUGUAACUUUUGCGUCUAUGAAUGAAAUCUUAUGGUGUUACCAUUCAAAUAAAUCCUCGUCACUCAUAUUUUCACGUGCCACUAUUCAUUUAGCAGCAUUUUGCAAAAUGAGAUUGGCAAUUUUGCCGAGUUUUGACUUUAACCGUUUUCCUGGUUUUCAUGUAACUGAUAGGUGGCCAGCUGGGUCAAUUUUCAAUCGCUGACGUAACUAACUUAUCAACAGGUUCUAUGUACGAGCUUCACAGCACAGAUCAAAGAGAGCGAACUCCAAAACCAGUGACACCUCUAGGGGAGAUACUUAAGUCAUCCAAGCGUUAUUCGUCUACUGCGUUAGGACAGAAAGACUGUUUAGCUGAACCAAAACUUAAGAGGCAGGCAAAGCCGCAAGAGGUGGACUGCAAUGGGGUGUAUUCUAAUUCUACAAUUGACGCAAAUGUACAAGAGCUAGAGUGUCCGGAUUACGUGGACGCAGAAAAUUUAAAUGCAGUGGAGGAGAGAAAAAAGGCAGGUUUAGGAAAAGUGAAGAACGGAAAUGACAUUCUCCAGGAAGGUCUCGAAGAUUCAGAAGAAACCACUGAGUGA
Messenger RNA from Porites evermanni, 3696 nucleotides. The record is from the annotation of a GenBank genome assembly. NCBI's taxonomy places the organism in Eukaryota, Metazoa, Cnidaria, Anthozoa, Scleractinia, Poritidae.